Molecule: messenger RNA, 1670 nt
Organism: Dendroctonus ponderosae (mountain pine beetle)
Lineage: Eukaryota; Metazoa; Arthropoda; Insecta; Coleoptera; Curculionidae
Gene: Orc2
Product: origin recognition complex subunit 2
Exons: 1
Coding region: 93-1592 (499 amino acids)
Biological process (GO): DNA replication
Cellular component (GO): nucleus; nuclear origin of replication recognition complex
Molecular function (GO): DNA replication origin binding
Source: RefSeq, a predicted model, not a curated record
AACCUAAAUUUAGUGUUUUCAAUAUUCUAAAUAGGGUGACUGUUUUAAACCGAAUCGCCGUUUUUUAUCACAUAAGCAUAUUUAAUACCAUAAUGGAGGAAGAAAUCCGGUCAAUUUCUUCUCCAUUAAGACGAACCUCUCGCAAAACCAAGCCAAGUUUACGAGCCUCCGAGUCCCUUUACACGUCCAACUUGAAAUCCGCAGGCCUUGUAGCAUCUUUGGAGACCAGCAGCAGUGAUGAACAAUUCCAAUGCAGUGACGAGGAGGCAUUUAUCAGUCCAGAAAAGCCCAAGAUACUGCAUGCCAACGAAACUGUUAAAGGAAAUGCAAUAUUUGCAUUUCAGAAACGCAAGCAUCUGGAUGGCUUGGAUCUGAUAAUACAAGAGGCCCAAAAGGCUACACAUCAAGUCAGAAGGAGAAUACCGCAUAUGUUUGACGAUAGUGGAAGCGAGUACGAGGAGGAAUCAUGCAGUUCUGCGAGCAGCGGAUCAGAUGAAAGUGAAGAGCCAUUAGUGAAGCAACGUAUUCAAUUUGAGGCAAGCGAUGGCACCCAGUCAAAAACGUUCGCUAAAUACACCAUAGACACAGAAGAGUAUUUUGCCAAUUCGGGUUCAUCUAAAGGAAGUAAAACUUCCAACAACACAUUGGAUAAGUUGCACACCCCAAGACUGCCCCAAUAUCAACUGCAAAAACUGUUGCUUAAUAAAAGGCACAGCAGUGAGCAUGUGAAAUCAAUGAAAAAUCUGGAAUUGGGAUAUGAAAAGUUGUUCACUAAAUGGCUGUAUGUGUUGAGUCAAAACUUUUCUCUGUUGUUAUAUGGACUGGGUUCGAAGAAACACCUGCUUCGAAACUUUCGAAGCGAAAUAUUACAAGACAGGCCAGCUAUAGUUAUCAAUGGAUUUUUUCCUACGUUAACCAUCAAGAGCGUGUUGGACAGUAUUAUUGGAGAUUUGUUAGAGUUGAGAGAAAGGCCUGCAAACCUGAAUCAAGCAGUGGAUCUGAUAAUCCAAGAAGUGGAUAGGCUUGAAAUCAGUGUGUUCCUAUUAAUAAAUAACAUUGAAGCGAUCAAAAGCGCCAAAGCGCAUAGCGUGUUGGCGGCGUUGGCCAGUAACAAACGCAUCCACCUCAUAGCCACUAUAGAUCACAUUAAUGCGCCAUUGAUAUGGGAUCACAAUAAGCUUAGUAAGCUGAGCUUCACUUGGUGGGACGUAACGACAUUUUCGACCUACCAGCAUGAGACCGAAUGCGAGAUGUCCUCAAUGACUCAACAAAACAGUGCUGUAGCUUUGUCAUCGUUGCGCAACAUAUUUUUAUCGCUGACGCAAAACUCAAAAUCUAUUUACUUGACUGUAGCCAACUAUCAAAUUGAGAAUUGGGGCCAAUACUACCAGGGAAUGGCAUUUAAGGACUUGUACAUGACCUGCAGAGAAAGAUUUAUUGUUAGUUCCGACUUGGCACUCAGGGCGCAGCUGAGUGAAUUUAUUGAUCACAAAAUGAUCAAAACUAAGAGAUCAUUGGAUGAUGGUACCGAGUACUUAGUAAUACCUCUCGAGAAGUCAAUACUGCAGACAUUUGUUGAAGAGAAUAUGUGAAGAUCCAAUGAAAAAACGGUCAGCUGAUUUUCAGUUGUUAGAUUAGGAAAUCGCAAAAUAUAUUUUUCUUAAAUAAAA